Molecule: messenger RNA, 1387 nt
Organism: Tribolium castaneum (red flour beetle)
Lineage: Eukaryota; Metazoa; Arthropoda; Insecta; Coleoptera; Tenebrionidae
Exons: 6
Coding region: 301-1362 (353 amino acids)
Biological process (GO): transport
Cellular component (GO): membrane
Molecular function (GO): transporter activity
Source: RefSeq, a predicted model, not a curated record
UUUUGUCGGUGAUAAAAUGGCUUUCUUGUAAGGUCAUUUCGCAUAAAUGUUGUGGUGCAGUCAUUGACAAAGUUGCUCAAUAUUUAAUGUAACUUUAAGAAAGUUGGCGUGCGACCCCCUCUUGUCUUUCAGUUGGUGGAAUGUAUACCUCAGUCCAUUCAUUGGCAUGGUAUUAGUAAAAUUGCGUCAAUAACACAGACAUGCGACUUUAAAUUUAUACAAACUGUUGAAUAAACCAACUAAAAUGACAAAGAAAGUGAAAUAAUUAUCGAUAAGUGAGUGAUAAGCAACGAAAAAAAAAUGGAUUUUUUCAACAAAAAUUUAACGUGUGCCUCUUUGGAUAUACCAUCAAUCCCGGAAUACCUAUCAGCCACAAAUGUCUACGGGGUGACUCUAGUAACCCUGGGAACGUUGGCAGUUGUGUUAGUUUUAGUAAUGUUCAUCGAUACUCUCCAAUACAUAAUAAAAAAUUCCUCGUCUCGAGUAAAAACAUAUUCAGCCUUCGUCAUCGGUGUUUAUCCGGUUGUAGCUCUAGUGACUUAUUUUGCAAUUUUGGUCCCUCGGGCCCACCUUUUAAGCGAAGCCAUAACCCAGGGUGCUUUUAUGGCAGGAAUGUAUCAAUUAUUUUGUCUUUUUGUGGCGUAUUGUGGAGGCGAAGCCGAGCUAAUUCGCAAAGUCAAACCCGGAAGUUUAAAUUUGAGAGUAAUGCCGUGUUGUUGUUGGCCUUGUUGCUUCUUUUUACCGCCGAUUGAAGUCACAAAGAAUACAAUUCAGCGGUUACGAUUACUCGUUUUGCAAUUACCAGUCGUUCAAGGAUUGGUUUAUUUGGUCCUUUUAGUGAUGUGGGCCGAACGUGAGAGUUUGUAUCAAGUCAAUUACAUGUACUUGCAGCCAGUGAUAAUAAUUUCGAUAUUAUUCGGGGUUUGGGGCAUGGCGAUGACAAUCAACCUCCUUAAAGGCUUCCUAGGGGACGAAUAUUUAAUGCCUUCGAAAUUUAUCGUCCUUCAGUUAGUCCUAGUUUUAGCAAAAAUGCAAGGAGCUGCCACUAGAGGACUAGUUAUGAUUGAUAUUUUGCCGUGUCGACCACCAAUAACACCGACAGUUUAUGGAAAUUUAAUUCAUAAUACACUAAUGUUGGCUGAAAUGGUUUUGUUGCAAUUUGCGGCUAGAAAAUUAUACAAGAGAAUUUUACCAGAUUAUGCAAGUGAAGGUGUUGGCACCAUUAGUACCAUAGGCGGUAUAAUGGCCUCUGACCUUAUGAAAGAUAAUAAUAACAGUAAUUGUGAGAAUUUGAAUGUGAAGCUAGGUGUGAACAAGUGCAAAAUGGGGCACUUUAACGUGGCGCUAGACAUGCGAGAAUAGUUUAAAUAAAAUGUUUUUGUUAAAA